AACUUGUUGUACAACCACUACAUAGUAACACUUAAUUCAAAAUGGGUAUGUGUUUUUUUCUCCCGACCAUGGGAUCCUUAGCCACUGGGAUUGUGAGUGGAUUUCUGACUUGAAAGACCUUGAAAGUUCCUAACGGAGAAUUUCAUGGGUUUAGGCGUAAGCGCCCGUUCGUUACUCCCUAAAAAAUGGAUAGCAGGCAUAAGGUGGUUUUGUGGAGGCAAUUUGGAGCACAAACAAACUAUUGUAGUGCCAUGGGGCGGUGUUGGUGCCACUGAUGGACGUAGAAACCAGGCAAAGCCAGAAAUCAAAGUGACAGAUCACUCACGAAACCCUUCAAAAAAUAAAUGAUUACUAACAUUGG
This is a messenger RNA of Yamadazyma tenuis ATCC 10573, 361 nucleotides long. The record is from RefSeq and is a predicted model, not a curated record. Lineage: Eukaryota; Fungi; Ascomycota; Pichiomycetes; Serinales; Debaryomycetaceae.